CUAACCGGCAGCUCGCUUGUUCGGGAUGUUAGUGCAAAAGUUGCAAUCUCUCUUCUUUCCUUCAUCCGCCGAAUGGUGGGUUCAGUUCAGGGCAUGGGAACAAUUGUGCUGUCCCAAGCGGACAACGGUGCGGUUAGUGGUUCUGUUUUGCUUUUUCCUACUGCUAGAGCUUACCGUUUUCUUCGUAACCCUGCUAUACAUCCCGUCACGAAUCGAUUCUGGAUCCUUUUUCCUCGACUACGGCGUGCCCGCGAUCCUGCUUAUUGCUACUAUUGGAAGCGUCGUGAACCUGACACACAUGCUCUCGCAACGAGGCAAGAUCAGUGGCGUGUCGUCAACGCUGCAACGCUUUGAUCGGACGCUACAACGACUCGACUUUCGGCUACGAUGCGAAGAGAUUAGCUAUUGGACGGCGGGAUGGAGCCUGACCGUUAUGAUCGCCACGAUUCUCUUCUCUGUAGCUAUACAAGCAUUUGGCCGUCUGGUGUUCAACCACAUGAACACCAUCGUCUUGAUAGCGUUCCUAAACGUAACCAACUUUCCGUACAUCAUUUUCACUGUUUGGUUCAUGAUGUGCGAACUUUGCGUAUGGUAUCGUGUGAAAUUGCUUCAAUCCCUGCUCGAUGGAGAAAUGCGCUCCAUGGCCGCAUCGACAAGGUUGGAAAAGAGCAAACGACUUAGCAUGGUAAUAGCGGGACUGACCGACCUGCAUGCCGAGCUGUGUAUCGCCGUUGGCCACAUUAGGGCGGUGUUUGCUGUGCAAGCGUCAGUGACUCUAGGAGCGUACAUAAUCUUACUGAUAUUUUGCAUAUUUUCGUACUACCGGGCCGCUGUCGUGCUGGGCCAAAUUGAAACCAACUUCGCAUGGCUCAUGAUAUGCUGGAGCGCGUACAACAGUUGCUUCCUCAUACCAAAGGUGCUGUUCGGUGCGUGGAUUCAAAUGGCCGCCGACCAAUUUACUAAACUGGUUCAUCGCAAUCUACGACAUGCUGGGGAGGAAGCUGUACAACAUCAGCUACACAUCUUAUCGCAGCAGCUGGGACAUCACGCGCUAAACAUCCGAACUUGCUUUUUUAACAUCAAUUGGCCUGUAUAUGCGUCUGUAAGACACAAAAACCCGAUGAAACACAACACAGGUGGCUUCAGCUCCAAAUUGUUUGUUCAAUUGCAGGUUAUCGGCUACAUCAGCACGUAUGUCGUCAUUCUGAUACAGUUCGAUAGUAAGGCAAUGGACAUGUCUAAAACAAAUUCUCCGAUUUCUCCCCACUCGCUAUGAAGAUUCCUAAUUCUUGAAGAUGUUCAAUCAAUAAAUCAUUUAUUUACUGCUUCGAAAUGCUUCAGCUGAUUCAACGCAGUUCUAUUGCCGUCACCAAUCAUUAACUCUGCGUUCUCUACUCCACUCCACGGGACACUCCAAAAUGCUGACGACGGAAACCGUCCGAUGAAUAGGAUAAAAAUGAUAUUAUGAGCCGUGAUAAAAAAAAAAA
Messenger RNA from Anopheles stephensi (Asian malaria mosquito), 1487 nucleotides. RefSeq lists its product as uncharacterized. Gene Ontology annotation, cellular component: axon; neuronal cell body; dendrite. Lineage: Eukaryota; Metazoa; Arthropoda; Insecta; Diptera; Culicidae. Gene Ontology annotation, biological process: sensory perception of taste. Bases 26 to 1276 code for a protein of 416 amino acids. The record is from RefSeq and is a predicted model, not a curated record. The transcript is spliced from 2 exons.